CGGAGGCACGGGAGCCGCGGGUCACGUGGCCGCAGCCGGAGAUGGGCGGGGCGUGGGACGUGCUGCCGUGUCCUCGCUGGCUUACAGGGCGGCGGCGGGGCGUGUGUCGUCUGUUAAAGAGUGCUGCUCGCCCAGGGUUGAUCUGUGCAUGCUACUCCUGGGUCAGACGGUGAGGUCGGCGUCUGCGAGGACGCGGCGGUGGAGGAGAAGGGCAACCGGAGACAGGCCGGGCGCCCCUUGGGAGGCUAAACGGCUCCGGCUUCGCGGGGAUCAUGGCAUCGCUGGUGGACCGAAUGCGGGGCCACGGGCGAAUCGCCGCCGGGCUCCUGUUCAACCUACUGGUGUCCAUCUGCAUUGUGUUCCUCAACAAAUGGAUUUAUGUGCACCACGGCUUCCCCAACAUGAGCCUGACCCUGGUGCACUUCGUAGUCACCUGGCUGGGCUUGUAUAUCUGCCAGAAGCUGGACAUCUUUGCCCCCAAAAGUCUGCCGCCCUCCAGGAUCUUCCUCCUGGCCCUCAGCUUCUGUGGCUUUGUGGUCUUCACUAACCUUUCUCUGCAGAACAACACCAUAGGCACCUAUCAGCUGGCCAAGGCCAUGACCACGCCGGUGAUCAUAGCCAUCCAGACCUUCUGCUACCAGAAAACAUUCUCCACCAGAAUCCAGCUCACGUUGAUUCCUAUAACUUUAGGUGUAAUCCUAAAUUCUUAUUACGAUGUGAAGUUUAAUUUCCUUGGAAUGGUGUUUGCUGCUCUUGGUGUUUUAGUUACAUCCCUUUAUCAAGUGUGGGUAGGAGCCAAACAGCAUGAAUUACAAGUGAACUCAAUGCAGCUGCUGUACUACCAGGCUCCGAUGUCAUCUGCCAUGUUGCUGGUCGCUGUGCCCUUCUUUGAGCCGGUGUUUGGAGAAGGAGGAAUAUUUGGUCCCUGGUCAUUUUCUGCUUUGCUUAUGGUGCUGCUAUCUGGAGUAAUAGCUUUCAUGGUGAACUUAUCAAUUUAUUGGAUCAUUGGGAACACUUCACCUGUCACUCAAGUAAUGAAGUCAUUGGCCAGGCACCAUGGCUCACGCCUGUAAUUCCAACACUGGGAGGCCGAGGCAGGAGGAUCACUUGAGCCCAGGAGUGCAAGACCAGCCUGGGCAACAUAGGGAGACCCUAGUCUCUACCAAAAAAAAAAAAAGAAAUGAAGUUAUAUGUUAAAGGUCAAAUUCAACUGUCCAUUUAUACCAUUCUGCUUGUCAUUCUAUUUCUCUUCACAUUUCACUCUGCCGCCACCCUUAGGCAAAUGCAGAGAAUGAAUUUCCCCAGGAAGUAAAUAAGUAGGAUAUUUGCCAACCAGCAAUAAAAAACAACGAUGAUAAGUUUUUUAGAAAACCAAUACUUAACAAAUAUUUAUUUUGUGUCAGAUACUGUUAGAAAUAUUUUGUAUGUAUUAGUCCAUUUAAUUCUCAGCAGCUCUGUGAGGUAGAGUCUGUCAUUUUAGUUUAUAGAAGAAAUAGAGGCACAGAGAGGUUAACCAGCUCACUUAAGGCCACAUAGCUGACAAAUGGGAUGUCCAGAUUUGAACCCAUGCAGUCUAGUCCCAAAAUUUGUACAUCAUGCUACCCAAUCAAGACAUCCAAAUGUGUGCUCUGAUUUAAAACAUUAGUUUAUUCAGUAAGUAUUGAAUACCCACUAAACCAUUCAUUGAUAUAAAAAUAUUUAUAUACUGAACAUCUACUAUGUGCCAGGCACCGGGGAUACAGUAAUGAACCACAUAGACAGAAGUCUUUGCUCUCACAGGCUUGAAUUCUGGUGAGGAAGAUUAGAAAUAGAAAACAAUUAAAUAUUUAUAUACAGUGUUGGAUAGUGUUAACUGCCAAGGAGUAAAAAUAGAGCAGGGAAGAGAAUGUGAAAUGUCAUAGACAGCAUUGAAGUUCUAGGCAGGGCUAGUCACGAAGGCCUCAGUGGGAAGAUGACAUUUGAGUAAAGACCUGAAGGAAAUGCGGUUGCUCCAUGCAGAUCAGGAGGGAAGAACAUUCCAGGCAGAGGCAACAGCAGGUGCGAGGCCCUAAAAAAACCAGGGAAGCCUGUGUGGUUGGAGCAGGUUGAGCAAAGGAGGGAAUGUGGUAGGCUGAGAAGUAAUACAGAACUGAACUGAGUAGGGCAUUUACGUAAGGACUAUUACACUGAGUAAGAUGGGAAGCCAUUGGCAUUUUGAGCAGAGAAGUGACAUGAUUUUACAUACAUUCUAAUAGAAGCACUCAGUGGGCUGGGCGCAGUGGCUCACGCCUGUCAUUCCAACACUUUGGAAGGCCAAGACAGGAGGAUCCCUUGAGCCCAGGAGUUCGAGACCAGUCUGGGCAACAUAGUAAGACCCUGUCGCUACAAAAAGUUUUUAAAAAUAAAUCACAGAAUCACUCAGGGCUCCUGUGUUGAGAAUAGACUAAAGAAGAAUUUCUCAACCUCUGGGCUGUUGACUUUUUGAGCUGGACGGUUCUUAGUGCAGGCCUGUUUAGUACACUGUAGGAUGUUUUCAGCAGGCCUGGGCUCUACCACCAGAUGCCAGUAGCAUACAUACCCUUUGCCCAAUUGUGACAACCAAAAAUGCCUCCAAAGAUUGCCCACAAAGCAGAAUCACCCGUGGUUGAGAACUACUGGACUGUAAGAGGCACAGGAAACUGUCAGGAGACUGCUGCAAUAUUCUAAUUUAGAAGUAAUAGUGGCUACCAGUAUGGUAGCAGUGGAUAUAGUGAGAAGUGAUUGGAUUCUGGAUAUAUUUCUAAGAAGAGCCAACAGGUUUUGCUGCCUAGUUGGAUGCGGAGAAAGAGAAAACAAGGCUGAUUUACAUGGUUUUUGACCUGAGCACCUGGUAGAGUAGAGUUGCCAUCAACUGAGGUAGGAUAGCCAGAAGGAGGUUUGGGACUGGGGAGGAAGAUCAGGUGCUCAGUUUGGGGAGUAUUUUUUUCUUGUUUUUGAGACAGGGUCUUGCUCUGUCACCCAAGCUGGAGUGAAGUGGCACGAUCAUGGUUCACUGCAAACUCAAACUGUUGGGUUCGAGCAUUCUUCCCACCUCAGCCUUCCAAAGUGCUAGGAUUACAGGUGUGAGCCCAGCCAGGUGCUCAGUUUUGGAUAAACAAGUCAGAGUUCAAAGGUGACAUCUCAGCAGGAGGCAUCACAGGGAGUCAGAAGUAUGAAGCUGUGGUUUAAAGUGGUGAGACUGGUUGAGAUUACCAAGCAAACAAGUAGAAGAAAAUAAGUUCAAAGACUGAGUGUUGGGUUUGAGUCCAGUAUUUGGAAUUCAGAGAGAUGAGAGGAACUAGCUGGAGGAUGAGAAGGAGCAGUUAGAGGUGGAAGGAAGGAGGAGAGUGGCACAGAACCAGAGUGAGGAGGAGGAGGAGCGGUUGGUAUCUGUGUCAGAUGCCGCUGGCAGACCAAGUUCAAGGAGACUGGUCACCAAUGAGGGGCUGAGUGAGGUGGAGGGCACUGGGUUUGACCAGAACAUUCUGAAGGUUGGGGUGACAGCCUGCCUGGAGUAAAGUGCAGAACUGGAAAUACCACAUGUAGACUGCUCUUUUUUUUGUUGUUUUUACAAAAGGAUUCAUGAAUAGUUUCUUUAAAUUUGACUUCUAGUAUAAAUAUACUUAAAAGAGAAGCCUAGGAGUAAAGAAAUUUAAAAUGUUAGAGCCAGUGCACAUGAAGAUAGCUCAUAAUUGAAAAUAAAACAUAUUUUAUUAUGAUUAUUGCCAGUAACCUUGGGAAGAUCCUCUGUGUCUCAGGAAGUCACCUCCAUGGGAUCAAGCCACCACAUGCACCUGGGGACACGGCCCGUGCUCUCCCGAGGCACUGCUGCUGCCCAGCAGGAACCUCCAGGCUGCUUAGGUGGGCUUGGGGGUCAGACAGGUCCAGGUGUGAACACCAAGCUCUGCCACUACCUGUGGGCCUGACUAGUGUGGGAACUCUCAGGGUCUCACUCUGAUCACUUAUGAAAUGUAUAAAGUGGAGGAAGUGCGAUCUAUGAUGUUGGGUGGUUGUAUUUGAGAGAAUGUGUCAAGCUCCAAGCAGGUGUUUAUGACACAUAGGUACUGCUAUUGGUAACUAUUAUUAUAGCUAGCACAUAUGGUGCUUACUAUAUGCUAGAAGCUUUGUGUAUAUUAUUUAAUCCUUACAAUAACCCUGGGAGGUAUUAUUUUGUUCCCCUUUUAUUUAGUGAGGAAACUGAGGCACAGAGUGGUAGCUAUUUCUAGUGUUGUAAUUAGGAAAAGCACAUAUCAUACAUCUCAAGAACAAGAAAGUACUUGUUUAUAUAGAAAAAAUAAUUAUAUUUAAAUAUAAGUAAUUGUGUGUGUGUGUGUGUGUGUGUGUGUGUGUGUGUGACGGAGUUUCACUCCGUUGCCCAG
Molecule: messenger RNA, 4376 nt
Organism: Rhinopithecus roxellana (golden snub-nosed monkey)
Lineage: Eukaryota; Metazoa; Chordata; Mammalia; Primates; Cercopithecidae
Gene: SLC35E3
Product: solute carrier family 35 member E3
Exons: 5
Coding region: 273-1073 (266 amino acids)
Cellular component (GO): Golgi apparatus
Molecular function (GO): nucleotide-sugar transmembrane transporter activity; antiporter activity
Source: RefSeq, a predicted model, not a curated record